Messenger RNA from Cylindrotheca closterium, 1908 nucleotides. The record is from the annotation of a GenBank genome assembly. Lineage: Eukaryota; Bacillariophyta; Bacillariophyceae; Bacillariales; Bacillariaceae.
AUGAAACGACGAACCUUCCUGCAUGCUCUGUUGGUAGUCAUCGCUUAUUGUCCGCUGAUAGGGAAAGCGUCGCCAAUACUAUGUUACGAUGACAAUAAUAAUAAUAAUAAUAAUAAAGGAGACAUAGCAACACCUUGCGCUUGCUUUGCCGAUCGAGCCGAGUUGAAGAGCGCUAUUUCUCAGUUCUGGAAGGACGGUUGUUCCGAUAACUACAAUUGCAAUAAUCCAGUGACGAAAAAGUAUGGCUGGCCUAUGGGAACAUGGUGUGUCUCUGCCGUGCAAAGCAUGUUUUACCUAUUUUUUGAUGCAGCCUCCUUCAACGAUGACCUGUCUGCAUGGGAUGUGUCGCACGUCAAGAAUAUGGGUGGGAUGUUCCUAGGUGCAUCCUCCUUCGAUCAAGACAUUUCCUCAUGGGAUGUUUCGUCGGCCGAACGCAUGGAUCGGAUGUUCUCGGGUGCAUCCUACUUCAAUCAAUAUUUGUCCCUGUGGGAUGUGAGUAAGGUGAUGGACAUGAGCGACAUGUUCUCUGGGGCAUCAUCCUUCAAUCAAGACUUGUCAUCUUGGAAUGUGUCAUCUGUCGAAUUUAUGGAUGGAAUGUUCAAGGAUGCAUCAUCAUUCAAUCAAGACUUGUCCUUGUGGAAUGUCUCGUCGGUGGAAAAAAUGCAGAGCAUGUUCAUGGGAGCACGAAAUUUCAAUCAAGACUUGUCCUUGUGGGAUGUCUCUUCUGUUUCUUACAUGACGUCAAUGUUUGCCGAAGCAUCCUCUUUCAAUCAUGACUUGUCACCAUGGGAUGUCUCCUCUGUCAUUGAUACAAGUGAAAUGUUCCAAAAGGCAACCUCGUUCAAUCAAGACUUGUCACUAUGGGAUGUGUCGUCAGUCCUGCGCAUGGACCGCAUGUUCUCGAGUGCCAUCUCAUUCAAUCGGAAAAUGUCAUCCUGGGACGUCUCGUCGGUCGUAUCCAUGAACCACAUGUUCUACAAUGCCUCCCAGUUCAAUCACGACGUAAACUCUUGGGAUGUUUCGAGGGUUACGGAAAUGUGGGCCAUGUUUGGAGAGGCAUCAUCCUUCAAUCAAGACCUUUCCUCAUGGAGUGUUUCGAGAGUCACAACUAUGAGACAACUAUUCAAGGGCGCAUCAUCCUUCAAUCAAGAUUUGUCAUCCUGGGAUGUUUCGUCUGUCACGGACAUGAGUGGAUUGUUGGAAGGAGCAUCAUCGUUCCAUCAGGAGUUGUCAUCCUGGGAUGUGUCUUCUGUGACAGACACGAGGCUCAUGUUUGCAGGAGCAUCUUCCUUCAAUCAAGACUUGUCCUCCUGGAAUGUCUCGGCCGUGGAACGAAUGGAUUUCAUGUUCCAGGACGCAUCGUCCUUCAAUCGAGAUUUGUCAUCCUGGGAUGUGUCGUCGGUGACCGAGACGGAUUUCAUGUUCUCGGGUGCCUCCUCGUUCAAUCAAGACUUGUCCUCCUGGGAUGUGUCGUCGGUGACGGAUAUGAAUCACAUGUUUUCGAGCGCAUCCACUUUCAAUCAAGACUUGUCCUCCUGGAAUGUUUCAGCAGUGACGGAUAUGAAUCACAUGUUUUACAACGCAACAUCCUUUGCGCAAGAUUUGUCAUCCUGGGAUAUUUCCAAAGUUGUCGAUGCCCACAAUAUGUUCAAAGACACUGCUUUGAGCAAAAACAACAACAACAACAACAACAAGAAGAAGGAGGAGCUUAUCGUGUGCAAUUGGAGUGAUGCCUGGAACGAUCUCUAUUGCAAUCAAAAAAGUGUCACCAGAACGCCGACUUUUGUUAUUUUUGCAGCGCUUGUUCUGUUAUCGUUCGCAAGGAGGGCGAGGAGUCGGUGUUGUCCCAAGCCUGUGCCUCCUUCGAAUAUUCCAUAUUGGCGGAACCACCCUGUAAAAUCGGACUAG